CUUAGUUGACAAAUGUCAUAGUUAAUAUUAUAUAUUUUUGUUGAAAAUUUAGAAGACACUGCCUUUCGUUGGUGUAUUAAUUUUUUUAAAUUAUUUAUAUAUCUUACUGAAUAGUAAUUACAAAAAAAAUUAAAUAAAUAACGUAUCCUAUAAUUUUUAUAUUUGAUAAACAAGUUUUGACACGGUAAAUAGCGAACGUCAUAAGUGAUCAUUAUAAGGCAAUAAUUAGAUUACAGAUUCAAAAUGGAAUCGUCAUACCAGGGAGGUGUAGCGUUUGAAGAUAACGAUAAUUUUCAGCGCCUUUCUCAAACAAUAGCGAGCAAUAUUAAAAAGAUAUCACAAAAUGUCUCAUCAAUGUCCAAGAUGGUCAACCAGCUGCAGACUCCGCAGGACUCCCAGGAGCUUAGAAGCCAAUUACGCCAAAUACAAAAUUAUACUCAGAAGCUGGCAAAAGAUACUUCUUCAAUGAUUAUGGAGCUGAUGAAGCUUAGAACUGAUGUACCGGCGAACAUGCUCACUCGAGAUCGCCUCAGUGAUGAGUACAUGACCACUCUGAAUGCAUUCCAGACGACGCAGCGGGCGGCGGCGCAGAAGACGAAAGACGAUGUGCGGAAAGUGAAGGCGCAAACUAUCAACAUCGGCGACCCGUUCGCCAUCGGCGGCGGAGCCAAGGAUGGGAUGGAGCAGGGCGAGGCGAGUCGAAAGCAGGAGCAGGUGACGAUGCAGUCGCAGCGCGAGCUACAGCAGCUGGAGGAGCGCGAGCGUGACAUACGACAGCUCGAGAGCGACAUAAUGGACGUGAACCAGAUCUUCAAGGAGCUCGGCACGAUGAUCCACGAGCAGGGUGCGGUGGUGGAAUCCAUCGAGUCCAACGUCGAGUGCGCGUCGCAUAACGUGGAGGCGGCUGCGCACGAGUUGUCACAUGCCGCUAAUUACAAGAACAAGCUGAGGAAGAAGAAAGUGUACCUGACGCUCAUCCUCAUUAUAAUUAUAUCGAUAAUAUUAAUCAUCAUCUUCCACAACUGAACGGAAUGGAACGGGACGGGAAGGGACGGGACGGAACGCCUCUCACGUCACGCAGCCCGCCGUACCGUCGCGUACGCUUCAUCAUAUUAUCGUCUACAAUACGCAUUGAGUACUAAACUAUCAUAUAUAAAAAAAUUGUUAUUAUUCACUCGAGUGAAUGUAUAAUUAAUCAUUAAAACGUAAGAUUUAAUUAUAUAAAUGAAUUAUUGAGUGUUUGUGUCUGUGUAUAAUUAUAAUAUAAUAUGUUCAACAGUUUUUUAAAUUUUAUAUACAAACUACAUCAGAGCAACACCUGUGCUCACCGAGCUCAUAGUCAUAGUCUAAUGAUACUGUUUGUUUGAUAACAGAUUAACAUCGUUUCAUUAAUGAACUAAGUUGCGUGCUAUGUUUCGAAAUGAAUCUGACGCCCGACCCGCUCGUGCCGUCCGACAGGCGGAGUCCGGGGGGCGCGCGGGGGGAGAGUGUUACAAGUGCUAAUAUUUUCAUUCAUGUUGUCGAGUGUAGACUUGUUGAUUGCUUGCACGCCUCGCCUCGACCACGUCUCCCGCACGACGGGCCGAGUGCUCUCCUCGCACCGCACUCGUUCCGAUAUUUGUGUACAUUUACGUAGUUAAGUGUCGUUUUGUAUCAUACAUUGUGCACUUGCGACUUGGCGUUGCGUGAAAUACUAACAGCGCUAGAGUUAUUAUGUAAUAUAAUAUAUUUAUUAUAAUAGAGAGCCUAUUCUAAGAUAAAUAUAUGUAUGUAGUAAAUAUGACGACGAAACUUGGGCUUAAGUAACCCACCCCGAGUACUCGGCGACACUUGAGUUACCAAAGUUCAAUUUGGUUCAUAUAAACUUUAAAUUGUGAACUCAACUUGUAUAAACAAAUGUAACGGGAUUGAAUAAGUAUCGCCGUCUCUCUCUCGCGCGUAAAAUUAAAACGAUUAGCGCGUCACUUGGUCUGAAGAGUACAACAAUAACACAACAGAACGAACGCCAAUGUACAUGUAAAUAAGUGUUUGAGAUUUUUAUAUAGAAUGGGAGUAUUAGUUCAGCGAGUGGACGCGGUGCGGAGGGACCUGGCGCGGGCGUCGCUGGGUGUUGCUUAUUAAUAUAUUUUGAUGUUAACGAGGAACGCGUAGUUCGGCUCGAGGCAACUGUUUAGUUACAAUAAGCGUACUCGUAACCGACGAGAGUGAUAUGAUUUGCUUAACGAAAUUAAUUCAAACGUAAUACUAACAGUAGUAAUAAUCAGCAUUUAUUUACGAUACUACUGCACUAAUAAUAGGAAGUCAUGACGUGCAAGCCGUCCGCCCGUGUCUCAUGUUGUUUAUUUCAGUGACUGCAAUUUAUAUCGAUUUGAAGUCUUAUCUAUUGGAUUAAUUUAAAAUAAAACGAAGCAACACACAACAAGUAAGUCUGUCUGAAUAUCGACGUUUAGCAGGCUGCCUCUCAACGCAGACCGUCGCGAGUGCUGACCGUGUGAAAUAUACUUCUCGGCAGACGUCGCUCCAUGUGCGAUGUUAAUAUAUAGCGACGCAGUGACCAAAUAUUAUAUAUACAAAUGUCAACCGCUUGUGACGUUGUUAUAAUAUAAACCAUCAUUAUCGGCUAUGAGGUUAGGAGGUAUGAGGAGGCAUUUGUACUUAAGUGUAAGUAAGUAUCUUCAAUAUAUGAACUAAACGAAGUGUCGAACGUGAAAUAAUAUAAGAUACAUGUUGCUUCUAACAAUAUACAUUAUUACAAAGUAUAUUAUAUAAGUUAUGAGUACAAAUAUAUCGAAGAAAUUUUAGAUUUAUGACAAAUAGUUCACAAGGUACCGGAAUAGCGUAUUAAUAGUGUCGGUCGGGCCGUUGGCGUCACGAGCGCUCCGCCGCGGCUUGUGUGGUCGACUCCAUGAGUUACUAAUAGCGUUGGGAUGACCGGAAAUUGCACUCAAGUGAUGUACUACUCACCGGCUGGAAUGUUGACGUCGCUAACGAUCAAUCUAUAAAUUCGUCUCUCGUUUCAAAGCUAGAACUUGCCUCUAUCCCGCUGGCUCAAUUGCAAUGUAAAUAUUUUUUAAAACUAGUAAUAAUUUGUUAAUGCCACGUGGACACCGAGUGUUAAUGGUGGUUAGACAAUUAAUUGAUUAAAUGUGAUGUAUUGGGAUCGUUGUAGUUCGUUGCCCUCGUCGUACCCGUGACGCGCCUUACUAUCUUAAACGUUGGUCGCUCUCCGAUCAGCUGGAAUCGUGUACUUGUUUUAUAUAUAUUAUCGUGGUGCGGGCUGUUCAUUAGAUUCUUUGAUAUUAAUUAGCGGUACCGGCCUACUCGUAUCUGUAUUAAGUCACUCUGCGCGAGUACGUGCGUUCGAAAUGUUUACGGCCGCUGAUCGCGCGCCCGGUAGCGGUGUAUUGUUCGACAGAAGACGAAUGAAUCCACUCCAACGUGUAUACUGUAUUGCGUAUCCAAUACAUAACCCUUAAAAUGCUCCCAUGAGGCGUCGGUCAUCAACUAUUUGAGCUGCGGCCCCACUGGGCGAGCAGACGGCAGGGUAGACUCGUUGUUAUUUCAUACGUAUCGUUAUCCCCUAGUGCGCAUGCGAGGAGACCGUUAGGGUAGAUGUACAUGUACUGAUAAAAAAGUUUCAGAGGUCGCAUCUCGUUCAGUAGUCGCGGCUCUUCAAUUGGCGAAGCUUGUUCGCGCGUUUGUGUGAACUUUGAGCAAAUAUAUCAAACACGUGACGCCAAUCGCUGGGCCACUGGUAAGGUACUCACGUCCACGCUCGGCCCGUGCGGCUCUUGUUGUAGUGUGGCGCGGACCUGUUUGCGGGCUCGGUCAGUUCCAUAUGUAGAUGACGUCUUUGCAAUAUUUGCGAGUACACCAAAUAUACCUUCAAACGGAGCGGUAUCGCUACGCGAACACGCGAGCCAAGUGAAGCACCGUCUUUAGAGGUAUCAUACGAUAUUAACGUAGUGCUAGGUGAUAUGUACUUAAUAGACACACAGUGAUCUACACUGACACACACGCGUGUGUCACCUAUUAUUUAUAAUUGUCUGUGUGUUUGUUUAAGCUAAAAGUUAACUUUAUACAUGAAGUGCUUGUUAUCUCGAAAACAUAUUUGCCAUAUUAUUGGUUUUCUCCUGUGUGUGUUGUGAAUAAAGAUGGUGAUGUGAUUGUAUUUGGAAUUGUUAAAUGUUUAUGGUUAAAGCUGAACAUUUUAUAUGACAACAUAUUACAUGUAUGACGUGAGUAUUGUUUGUGACAUGAACACGCGACGACGCGGUACGCGGCAGGAGUUCACUCGUGUAGCGCAGGCACGAUGUUAUCGCUUGAGAGAACACAAACACGCACAGACAGAUACUCACGACAUAAUAUUAUAACAAUACGUAAAUGUAUUAUUUUUAUCUUUAGACAGUUCAAUUGAAAUGUUUUUUAAACUGUUGUAUAACAGCACGGCGCCGACUCGCUAAUUGUCGACGCGCGACGACGCUCGUGCUGUGAUCCGAUCAAUCCGAUCGUGCUAUCGCGAUGGGGACGGCUUGCAAUUUGAAAUAGCGUCGAACAAUUAGCGAGCCCCCUGUGAGUUUGAAAAUUAGAUAAAUGUAAGAUAUAAUAGUGUUUUUUAUAUUUAAAUGUUACGUUUAAUGCGCUCUGUUGUAUUUGUGCUACGGGAGCGACAGUGAGAUGAUAUAUAGCAAUAACACCUGAUAAAUAUAUAACUGCGAAGUAUGUUUACAGUAGUUUCGUGUAUUACCUUAUAUUAUAUUUACUCGUUUGACCGUUCACGCUCACAGUCACUCGUGUCACGUGAUCGAACAUUAUAUAAUCAUUGGUGAAUUGAUAUAUUGUAUAUAUAUAUAUAUAUAUGAAUGAAUUUAUGACAUAACACAUAUUUUGUAUAUUAGCAUACGAUUUAUAAAUAUAUCCGUUGUAUCAUAGCAAUAUCGCUGUAUUAUUUGAAACGUUACAAUGGGGGAACUUGUCUUAAAAUAAAACGCCAUUAAU
This is a messenger RNA of Nymphalis io (European peacock), 4998 nucleotides long. It is a transcript of the gene Syx7, whose product is annotated as syntaxin-7. Lineage: Eukaryota; Metazoa; Arthropoda; Insecta; Lepidoptera; Nymphalidae. Gene Ontology annotation, cellular component: membrane; endomembrane system; synaptic vesicle. The transcript has 8 exons. The record is from RefSeq and is a predicted model, not a curated record. The coding region runs from base 244 to 1026 and encodes 260 amino acids. Gene Ontology annotation, biological process: vesicle fusion; vesicle-mediated transport; intracellular protein transport. Gene Ontology annotation, molecular function: SNARE binding; SNAP receptor activity.